This is a messenger RNA of Tetranychus urticae (two-spotted spider mite), 2433 nucleotides long. RefSeq lists its product as uncharacterized. Gene Ontology annotation, molecular function: sequence-specific DNA binding; DNA-binding transcription factor activity, RNA polymerase II-specific. Gene Ontology annotation, biological process: regulation of transcription by RNA polymerase II; cell differentiation. Gene Ontology annotation, cellular component: nucleus. Lineage: Eukaryota; Metazoa; Arthropoda; Arachnida; Trombidiformes; Tetranychidae. The record is from RefSeq and is a predicted model, not a curated record.
AACUGAAUUUAGUUGCUGCUUGUAAUUGUAUAGGUGUUGUUGAUUUUUCAUAACUUAAAACAUCUUCAUGAUCAGAUUCAGGAGCCAAACUGUUUGGUUUAGUGUUUUGAUCUCAAAAACACUUUUAAAGUAUAAUCAAUUAUAUCUUUCAUGAAACAAUCUUAUUUUUGUAUAACCUGACUUAUUUUUUGUGUUUAUGUCAGUUGACCAUCUUAUCAAUAUUUGUGUUUAAGGUACGAGACAAGUCAAACAGCAAACCUAAUGCAGUCCACUGACUGCUGCAACAUACCCUUGGAGAUUUAUUAAUUUAUCCUUACCUACAUUUUACCUUAAUUUUUCUCUGUCUCUCAAUCUUUUUUCUCUUUCUUCAUCUCUCUAUUUCUCUUUCUUGUUCUUUUUCUUUCUACUUUUUUUCCCUACCUCUGUCUCUCUCUUUCUCUGUGUAUUGUGUGUGUGCGUCUUCUCUAUUCAUCAUCAACAUCAUCAUAAUCAUAAUCAUCACCAUCAUCAACAUCUACAUCAAAUAUCCAUUUUUUGUAUUUUCUUUAUCUUCAAUUUUUUCUACACUUCUGUUCCAAUGUCUGUCGUAUCCACAGGAAUGGAAACCAACAUUACCCUAUGGCAGUUUUUGUUGGAAUUACUUUUAAAUAAUCAGUAUAAACAAAUCAUCACUUGGACCAAUACUGAUGGUGAAUUUAAAUUGGUAAAUGCCGAGGAAGUUGCCCGUCUAUGGGGUUUAAAGAAAAACAAACGCAACAUGAAUUAUGAUAAACUAAGUCGUGCUCUUCGUUACUAUUAUGAUAAAAAUAUCAUUAAAAAAGUGCUCGGACAAAAAUUUGUUUAUCGAUUUGUGGCUUUCCCUGAAAUUAUUAAAAUGGAAAAUAAGAUUCCUUUCCAUGUUAAAAUGGAAAGUAUUUCUAAUGGUUCUAUGGGUGGGAAUGGAUCACCAGUGGAAAAUAUUAUGCCAUCCGGUAUUCCUGGAGGUCCAAUUGGUAGUCCACUAAGUGGAGAAUCUAAUUCAAAUGCAAGUAAUGCCAGCAAUGGUGGUCCAAACAGUCCCACCAUGCCGAACAAUUUAAACAAGCAUAUUGCUAAUUUGAGAGACUUAAAUCUAAAUAAUGGGAACAAUCAUCAUCCUCACCAUAAAUUUUUGAUGCCUUCUAAUGUUCCUCCACUCACCUUAAACUAUCCCGGUGGAUCUCCUUCACCUUCUCUUGAACCAACUGACCUCUCAUGUAAAAGCUCACCUCGUUCUAGUAGUCGUAACAGUAAUCAUUACAAUGGAGGCAUCGGUCUCUUACCAAUGAAUCUUAACGGCAAACGUUUCAAUGAGAUUGAUACUGAAUCAAUCAGUGAUGAGAUUGACAGUGACGGAGGUACCAGUAAUGGUAGUUCCAACAAAAAGACAAAAGUACAUCUUCUUGGCUCAUCUUCUCGCUCGCCUUCACCUUCAUCAGCAGCUUCUGAAGCAUCAUUACCAGUUAGUGAAGAGGACAACGGGUCACCUAUUAACCUAGUACAAUCAUCAAGGAGUCGUGAUUUCUCAAGAGAACGUGAUUCUGACUCUUCGAGCAAUACAAGAGAUACAAAUAAUAACAACAACACUAAUGGAUUAAACAAUAGUUCGCGCAAAGCAAAACCCAAACCACCACCGAUAACGGGAAUUCCAACGAGUCCCACAAGACUAGGAGCAACUUACGCUUCAUCACUUCAGACACCGAUAGUCACAUUUGCAUCUCCUUUUUUCAAUACAAAAAACACAACUCCUGCAGGAUUAUUACCCUCGGCGGCUGCAGCAUUUUCAUUCUGGAACUCAUUGUCACCUCUUAUUCUGAGUCCAAGAUAUGGUCCUGGAUCACCGGCUGCUACACCAACAUCUAGUUCCAAUCAUUUCCAAUUUCCCGUUGGACAUCAUUUGAGCAGUAAUCAUUCCUCACCACCAGGAUCUGCACUUAAUUUACUACCUUCUUCAUCAAGUCUAAAUCCAUUAACGCCUUACUCAUUGUCUCCCCUUCUUGCCUCUUCACCUUUUUCAACGUUUGACCCACAGAUGUUGUUCUCUCCAUCACCAUCAUCUAAAUCAAUCUCAGUCCUUCAAUAACACACUUUUGAAAACUUUCACUUUCUUCCACUUUCUCAUCCUCUUUUCCUUUUCAUCAAGAGUAACUACAAUCUGUGAAUAUGUCUAUCUUUUUUUUCGCUUUCUGAAUAAGAAAUUAAUCAAUAUUUGUAUUUAAAUUACAUAUAAUGAUACGUUGUUAAAUAGUCACUUAUUGAGAUUGUUGUGAUUCUAGUUUGAACCAGUGAUUCGGUUUCUCCGGUUUAACUUAAGUGUCUUGAUUAAACAAUCAACGGAAUUUAUUUUUCUUGUUCUAACGAUUCAUCUUUGUGAUUAUCAUCUCAAUAACAAUUAACUUAAACUUUCCCUUGAAA